This is a messenger RNA of Prunus mume (Japanese apricot), 1491 nucleotides long. RefSeq names its product Transducin/WD40 repeat-like superfamily protein. Lineage: Eukaryota; Viridiplantae; Streptophyta; Magnoliopsida; Rosales; Rosaceae. Gene Ontology annotation, cellular component: Set1C/COMPASS complex. Gene Ontology annotation, molecular function: protein binding; chromatin binding. The record is from RefSeq and is a predicted model, not a curated record.
GAAAAACGACUGUGUGUCUAUUUCAUUUACAUUGCCGAAGGUUGGAGAAGGAGGCAGGAGGCGGGAGGCGGAGGGCUUGACUGAAAUUUUCAAUUUCCCGGAAUGAGAUAGACCCAGAACCAUAUUAACCGAUUCCCAAUGGCUGGGGGUUCAGAAAGAGAAGACAAGGUCUCUAUGGAGCUGACAGAGGAAAUUCUUCAAAGCAUGGAAGUUGGGUUAGCUUUUAGAGACUAUAGUGGUAGAAUUAGUUCAUUGGAUUUUCACAAGGCGACUAGUUAUGUAGUGACUGCUAGUGAUGAUGAGUCGAUUCGUUUAUAUGAUGUCUCCACUGCAACAUGCUUGAAGACCAUCAACAGCAAAAAGUAUGGAGUUGAUUUGGUUUGCUUUACUUCUCAUCCUACCACAGUUAUAUACUCUUCCAAAAAUGGCUGGGAUGAAUCCUUGAGGCUUCUCUCAUUGCAUGACAACAAGUACUUGCGCUAUUUCAAAGGCCACCAUGACAGGGUAGUCUCACUUAGCUUGUGUUCUCGCAAAGACUGCUUCAUCUCCGGUUCUCUUGAUAGAACUGUUCUGCUUUGGGAUCAACGGGCUGAGAAGUGUCAGGGUCUCUUACGCGUACAAGGAAGGCCUGCCACAACUUAUGAUGAUCAAGGGCUAGUUUUUGCAGUUGCCUUUGGUGGAUUCAUAAGAAUGUUUGAUGCCCGCAAGUAUGAAAAGGGUCCUUUUGAUAUCUUCUCUGUUGGGGGAGAUAUGUCUGAUGCAAAUGUUGUAAAAUUCAGUAAUGAUGGGAGACUUGUGCUUUUAACAACCACAGAUGGACAUAUUCAUGUUCUUGAUUCGUUCCGUGGCACACUUUUAUCCACGUAUAAUGUAAAGCCAGUCUCCAGCAGUUCAACAUUAGAGGCUUCUUUCAGCCCAGAGGGGAUGUUUGUCAUAUCAGGUUCAGGUGAUGGUAGUGUCUAUGCAUGGAGUGUUCGGAGUGGGAAAGAAGUCACAAGUUGGAUGAGCACUGAAAAUGAACCUCCUGUUGUCAAAUGGGCUCCGGGAAACCUCAUGUUUGCCACGGGAUCUUCUGAGCUAUCAUUUUGGAUUCCAGAUUUGUCCAAAUUGGGAGCUUAUGUCGGAAGAAAGUAGAAAUUUUCGGUCAUCUCCCCCCUAAUUUCUAGCGCCUAGCAGUUCAAAAGUGCCAUUUAGUUGUCCAUUUGUAAGUGAAACUUGAAGUUACAGCCAGAGCCAGAGUUCCCUAGCUAUUGUCAUGAUUCAGCCUUGCUGCUGGGACCCCAUUGAACAGAAAAAGACAAUUGUACUGACGUAUGAGUCAUAUUAUGACCCAAAAAACACAAUCGUAUGAGUCAUUUUUUUAAAUCCAAAAUAUAGAUUCUUAAAGGAUUUAUAGAUGCUCUGCAAGUAAGUUCCAGGUCGUAUGGCCUGCUCUUUGUAUAGUCAGUGUCAGGCAUCUAAAUGUAAAUUUUUUUACAGAAUUUAUCACUU